Osmia lignaria (orchard mason bee) is the source of this 4058-nucleotide messenger RNA. RefSeq lists its product as uncharacterized. The record is from RefSeq and is a predicted model, not a curated record. Lineage: Eukaryota; Metazoa; Arthropoda; Insecta; Hymenoptera; Megachilidae.
CCUCAUAAACACUCCCCACCACAGUGCCCUAUGUUUCUCCGUAGUGCAUUUUACGUUUUCGCGACAGUUGCUUUCGAAGCAAGAAAUAGAUAACAUCAUUGAAUUUAUUUCAAAGCUUUGAAAGUGUGUAGUGAUCAAAGUGAUAGGUGAAUAUUGUUGUGUGAUAGUGACAAUGAGUGAUAGUGAAAAUGUUUUCACGAUUGAAGUGAUUGAAGAUAGGAGAAAUGAAUGCGAACAGCAAUGUGUGAUGGCAAAUACAAGUCGGCGGCCAAAAUUAACAGUUCAUACGAGAAGAUACUCGAAAAAAAGAGCAUGCCGCGAAAGAAGGCGGCGGUUAGCCCUUCAGAAUACGGCAAAUUGUAAAGAAAUUUUUGAAGAAACGACGAAUGAAUUGUUUGAAAUUGAAGAAACAAACAAUGCUGAAGAUGGGAUAAAUAUGGAAGGCACAAAUUCAGAAAAUGAAGAAUUGAUGAUACAGAAAGUUGUAACGAACGAGCCUGAAGAACAAUUCUGUCUACCAAGUGGCUUGAGUAUCGUGGACAUGCAGCACAUCUUUGCCGAAUUUCAAAAAAUAGGUGACCAUGCUAAAAACAGGGAAGACUGUGGAAUUAGACACCUGAAAAUAACCGGCAUGAAACGGUCGGGUCUGAGGACCACCUUCAGUGUAAUAUGCGAUAUGUGCAAAUAUACAGGUGAAAUCCACAGUGAACCUGACGAAAGCAAUCACAUGGAAACAAACCAGUGUGCCGUUGCUGGAACAAUUGUGAAUGGAGCCAGUUAUGCCCAAAUGGAAGAGUUCCUUGCAGCGAUGAACAUACCCUGCAUGUCGAAGAAAGAAUUUAGAAAACAUCACGAUGAAAUAGUGAAAACAUUAAUUGUUGCUGCAGAAGAAGAAAUGGUAACAGCGGCAGAGGAAGAAAAACGCUUGGCCAUUGAAAGAGGCGAUAUUGUUUCCGGAUGUGGAAUCCCUCACAUCCCCGUUGUGGCCGAUGGAAGCUGGAUGAAACGAUCAUACCGGACUGGAACGUACAAUUCCGCGUCUGGAGUCGGCGUUAUAAUUGGAUAUCACACGAAGAAAGUUUUAUUUAUUGGUGUGAGAAACAAGGUGUGCAGGAUUUGUCGAUGUGCUGCGAAAAAGAAAGAAGAGCCACGAAAGCACACCUGUUUUAAAAAUUGGAGCGCAAGCCAAGCAUCAACGGCUAUGGAAAGUGACGCUAUAGUCGAAGGCUUCAAGACCAGCGUAGAAAAACGUGGGCUGAUUUAUUCAACACUAAUUGCUGAUGGGGACAGCAGCGUUUAUAAAAAAAUUAUAGAUGCAGAUCCAUAUAAAGCACAGAUUCGUGUAAAAAAAAUUGAAUGCACGAAUCAUUUAUUGCGAAACUUUUGCAGAAAAAUGAAAGAAGUUGUAAAGAUGACAACACCUGGUCCAUUCAGAAGAAUCGUUGAAAGCAGCAUUCGGCGAAUGCGUGCGGACAUAGUAAAAGCCGCAGAGUACAGAUACAGUCAGCAAGUAACAACCGCUGAAAAAAUUAAGAAUUUGUAUGCCGACAUACACAAUGUUCCUAGCCAUGUUUUUGGUGAACACGCAGAUUGUUCAAAACUACAAUACUUCUGCGAUGGAACGAGUAAAAAAGAUGAAAAGAACAUUGUUCCCGAAUUGAUGAAGAUGGGAGUGUACGAACAAAUCAAAGAUAUACUUCGACCUCUGUUGGCGCAUGCUGAGAGUUUGCUGUAUAACAGCAACAAUAAUGCCGUAGAAAGUUUCAACGGAAUCAUCGCAAAAUAUACAGGAGGAAAAAGAUUGAAUUUCGGCGAGAGGGGAUCUUACACGGGAAGAUGUGCUGCUGCUAUCCUACAGUAUAACACAAAACAAGUGUUGUCGCGUCUGAAUACGGCGAUGAACAAGGAACCGCCCGUUAUUUUACGCAAAAUAGAAAAUAGAAGGAAGAAAGAAAAUGAGAAAUACAGUGAAAAGAGAAAGGAAAAAAAAAUUACAAAGCACGUGCGGAAACAAUUCCGUUCUGAAAAGGAUUCCAAUUACGGACCAAAUGCUGAAAAGCCGGAUAUGGCUAACAAUAUUUAUGAAUUAGAGCAAAAAAAACAUAUGGAAAUGUUACAGAAUUGGCAAAAUAGAAGAGAUGCCAUUGAAGAAGAAACCAUCGGUCAAGCGAAAAAUCCGAGAUGGUUGAAUUACAAAUCUAAAUUAUUGAUGGCCUCAAAUUUCGGACGAAUAUGCCGUCGUCGAAUUGGCACGCUCUGUGGAAAUUCAGUGAAGUCGUUAGUAUAUCCACGACUGAUUAGUGCACCUGCAGUACAAUAUGGACAGGAAUGCGAAAAAUUCGCACGUGAACAACUAAGUGUGUGCAUUGGUGUUGAAAUUAAAGAAUGUGGAUUAUUUAUUGAUAGUGCCAUCCCGUUCUUAGGAGCUUCGCCAGAUGGACAUAUAGACGAAGAGGGCAUUGUGAAAAUCAAAUGUCCGAAAACGGCGGAGAAUUUAUUGCCGGAGGAGGCAAUCAAAAGUGUUGCAGUUAUUCGGCGUAUAUUUGCAGACGCAAAAGGAAAUGAAUUGAACAGGAACCACUAGUAUUACUACCAAGUACAAGGACAAUUACAUGUCACAGGUAGAAAAUAUUGCUUAUUUUGUAUUUGGACCCGAAAAGGGUUAAAGUACAUUAGAGUCGAUAGAGACGAUAAUUUUUGGCAAAAGAAUAUGGAGCCAAAAUUAAUUCAAUUUUAUUUAUUGUGCAUGUUACCCGAAUUAAUAGAUAGCCGGUACAAUAGAGGAAUGCCCAUUCGGGAGCCUCAAUUUAUAACAGAGGAGAGAGCAAGCUUGGAAAAGCGCAAAAGGUCUCUCUCAGAAAGUAGCACGAAUAUUGCUACUGUCCGGCGUCGCACUGCACUGUAAAGUGCAGUAACACUGACUCUGUUGGUGGUUCACAAUUGCAUGAAAUAGCAAUUGUACUCGCGGAUCAUACAAUCUCGUGAGUUGCUCUACACAAAAAUACUGUUACUGUUUGGCGUCGCACUGCACUGUAAAGUGUAGUAACACUGACUCUGUUGGUGGUUCACAAUUGCAUGAAAUAGCAAUUGUACUCGCGGAUCAUACGAUCUCGCGAGUUGUUCGACGCCGAUAUACACAUUUUAAAAUAGUGACCUUUGAAAAGUCAAAAAAGGUCUUAUGCGGACAGUAAUAAAAAAUACUGUUACUGUCCGGCGUCGCACUGCACUGUAAAGUGUAGUAACACUGACUCUGUUGGUGGUUCACAAUUGCAUGAAAUAGCAAUUGUACUCGCGGAUCAUACGAUCUCGUGAGUUACGCGAUGCCAUACUAUAUUUCUUAAUUUGUUACAGAUUUUCGAAGAAAGGAUUCCCGAGAAGAGGUUUUUUGGAGCGAAGCGAGCGUUGGACUCAAAAUUUAUUUUUUCAGCUGAAACAAUUUUUUUCUUAUUCCCUUCAUGAAAUUAUUAAUGUCCUAUAUCAUCUAUUUCCAUUAACUUUUUCUUUUUUCAAUAUUUAUCUUCAUUCAUCUUCAUUCAUCUUUGCAUGAACAUUUUUGUCGUUGAGAAAUUAAAAACAGCAUUUUCCUCUUCUCGAAAUAAAUUAAAAAAUUAUAUAUAGGUAUAUUCAAGAAAGCAUUACCUAACAGGACAAAUGGACUGCGAAUAUGCUGUUUGAUCACGUAUAAUCGGCAAGUAUAAUCUUACAUAAUUAAUAUUACGUUAUCUAUACAUAAAUUGCUUUCUUCACAGAUGGAUGAGGAAGAAGAAGAAGAAAAGAAAGAGGAUAGAAGAAACAGGAGAAAGAGGUCUAAGGAACGAAGUCGAAUAAAAGGGAAGAGAAAGGAGAAUCCGAGGCCGUCAACGUCGCAAAUUAAAAAAAUUCGAUACCAUAGCCAUGACUGGGAUGGCUGUCAUGGUAAUCGACGAUGCAGACGUCGCGGAGAAAGAAGAGGCAGAAGCGAGCACUGGGCGGCAGGCGACGGGCGGCCGUCUAAUUAUUAUUUAUAUACCUAUAUUGAUAAUAUUUAAAUGAAUAAAUUGUAUAUAUAGAUCAAUUUA